This is a messenger RNA of Nematostella vectensis (starlet sea anemone), 1540 nucleotides long. Its product is annotated as transcription initiation protein SPT3 homolog. Bases 82 to 1278 code for a protein of 398 amino acids. Gene Ontology annotation, molecular function: protein heterodimerization activity; transcription coactivator activity. Lineage: Eukaryota; Metazoa; Cnidaria; Anthozoa; Actiniaria; Edwardsiidae. The transcript has 12 exons. The record is from RefSeq and is a predicted model, not a curated record. Gene Ontology annotation, biological process: transcription by RNA polymerase II.
CGAUUUCGAACUACACAUUCACUUCCGGCAAAUCUAAGUGAACUUGAACUGUGUGUCUCUUCAGUCGCAUUUCCUUACAAAAUGACGAAAUCAAAGUCUAAAAGUAAGAAAGCUGACAAACAGAAGGAUUCCGCCGCGUCUGUUAGCUCCGGGAAAACAGGGACUCCGACGACAGGCGAAGCCAAUCCGCCUCCUCCCUCGCCUAGUCCCGUCGCCGUGGGCACAAAAAACGUGCCAAAAGUAUGGUUUCAAACCGAAAUACAGAGUAUGAUGUAUGCAUUCGGUGACUGUAGAAGACCUUCUCCAGAAUCUGCAGCUAUUAUUGAGGAGAUUGUCCAUCAACAAAUUGCUAGCCUGAUUGUGCGUGCUGCUGAGGUGACCAACAUGCGAGGAGGGAGAUUCAUGAGUAUCGAGGACAUCAUAUUUCUAAUGCGGAGAGACAAGGACAAGCUGAAACGGUUAAUAAAGUAUCUAAGUUUCAAAGACAUGAAAAGCAAGACACAGAAGCAGGUAUCUCAGGAUGAAGAUGAUGUCCUGGAUAAUGCAGCUACGGAACUAAAAGGAAGUAAGAGGAGAAAGAUUUCUUAUGACUUUCUGAGCUCAAUCGAUCACACAGGUGAUUUAGUUUCCCUUUUUGAUGAUGAGGAUAUUGAUGAAGUCAAGCAGGAGAGAAACGAGCGCGCCGAGAGGUUUGCAAGAACUCUUGACCAUCAGCAAUACCUCGACUUCGUGGAGUGCAGACAAGCAAACUUUAACAAAAAGGCCGGGAAGUUUAAGGAGUGGCUGGACUGCAAUUCACUGAUCGACAUGAAACCCAACACCCCCGUAAUGGAAGUGUUCAGCUACUUGGCAUACGAGACGGUUGCUCAGGUCGUGGAUCUUGCGUUGCUUGUCAAGAAGGAUUCGAAAGGAGGGGACAUGCUAUGCAUGGCCAUGCCCCCUGUCUCUAGUCAGGACGAGUUACUCCUUACCUCUGCCGCUAGCAGCCCCAGCCACACCCCACCAGGUACCCCAACCACACCCACCACGUCGACGGUCUCCUUUCUCCCUAGUCCCACUCCCAGCUCGUCAAGUCAAGGCACGUCCAGCACAUCCAAGUCAAAGAAGAAGAGGAAAUCAAAGAGUUCCGCCUCGACUGUAGUCGAAACAAGUGCCGACUGCAUCCAGCCUUGGCACAUCAGAGAGGCGGUACGACGGUACAAUCACUAUAUGGGACCCAUGGCCCCUUAUUCGCCCUUCUUCAAACCAACAGCCGCUCAUCGAACAAUGUGCUGCUAGCACGUGAUCUUACACGCCUGUGACGUUACAAGGUACUCCUGGUAACACGUAACCUAACACCUGUGACGUCAAAUGUACUUCUGCACACACGUGGCCUAACGCCUGUGACGUCACAUAGCACGUGACCCAACACGCCUUUGACAUUCGUAUGACGAUGAAAUAUUGGUUGGUUCUUCUGUUAGGAAGAGUUGAGAGAAUUGUACAGAAGUUGUGCAUUUAAAUUUUGUAAAUAUGUUAUAAAAAUGUAAUGAACGACUGCUUA